This is a messenger RNA of Protopterus annectens (West African lungfish), 2529 nucleotides long. It is a transcript of the gene ANKS3, whose product is annotated as ankyrin repeat and sterile alpha motif domain containing 3. The coding region runs from base 70 to 2034 and encodes 654 amino acids. The transcript is spliced from 17 exons. Gene Ontology annotation, molecular function: protein binding. Lineage: Eukaryota; Metazoa; Chordata; Ceratodontiformes; Protopteridae. The record is from RefSeq and is a predicted model, not a curated record. Gene Ontology annotation, cellular component: cilium.
AGCCGCACCAUCGACCACGGAAGCUAAACGCCGCGAGUAAAAGGUUGAAGCAAAAAGAAUAAAUGCAAGAUGUCUGAAUAUAGUGAUGAGGCCAGUGAGUCUGAGCUCCUGAACCGCAGUCUGUCCAUGUGGCAUGGGGGAAGUCACCAGGUGAACCAGAAGGAGUUGGACGUACCUCUGGACCAGUACACUGCUGCUUCAGUCGGACAGUAUGAUGUUAUCAAAGAUUGUAUUUUGAGUGGGAAUGUGGAUUUGAACAAGAAGAAUCGUGGAGAUUGGACUCCUCUAAUGUACGCCUCUUACAUUGGCCACGAUACUAUUGUUCAUUUACUACUUGAUGCUGGAGUUGAUGUGAAUGUCACCACUGAAGAUGGACAGACGCCACUAAUGCUGGCGGCCAGUUGUGGGAAUGAGAGUAUUGCCUACUUCCUGUUACAGCAUGGUGCAGAGUUAGAGAUGAAGGACAACCUGGGCUGGACAGCCUUGCUACACUGUACCAGCAAUGGACACCAGCAGAUGGUCAGAUUCUUCCUGGACAACAAGGCUGAUGCUAAUGUGAAGGAACCUGUGAAUGGUUUCACUCCUUUGAUGGAAGCAGCAGCUUCUGGACAUGAAAUAAUCGUCCAACAUUUUCUCAACCAUGGAGUAAAACUAGAUGAGAAGGAUCACAGUGGAGCUACUGCAAGAACACUAGCAAUGAGAUAUGGACACAUGAAGAUUGUUGGCCUCAUUGACAUGCAUAUUGCCUCUGCUGCUAAAACUGCCCGUAGAUGCCCUGUACCGUAUGAAGAUCUCAGUUCUUCUGAUGAAUCAAACUGCAUCCCUCAGAGACAAAGACCUGUCCGGAAAAGCAAAGGACCUAGUAUUCAUGAUGGGCCACAAGCUUUGGCCAGAAUCACAGCUGUUGGAACUGGAAGCAAACAGCAAAACUUUGAGUCUGGUCCCAUAGCACAUGGUUAUGUGACUUUCAAUGAUGAUGAGUCAGAAGGCGAGGACCUUCGAUAUAGGGAUGUUACCUCACCAAUCAAUGAGCAUGAUGUGGAAAGCAACAGCAGCCAUGAAGAGAAUGCAUUCUUCACCAGUGACAUGAUGACGAUACGUAGCAGCAGUAGCAGCAGUGAAGGUCUAGCCGUGUUGCGAGGCAGUGAGGGGUCCCUAGAGAGCAAUGAGGAUUCGGAUACUGCAAAAUUUCAAUGCAAAAGACAAGUUCGAGGUCAUAAGAAAAGUCGACACUGUGUUGAUUUACGGCAACAUGCAACAGAAAAUUCAGAGUUACAUAAUCGGACAUCCUUUAUUCCAAUCACUGAGACAACUCAGUAUUCUGGGCCCAAGGACCUGAAAGAAUUCCUUGACCAAAUAGGCUGCGGGAAAUAUAUUUCUGUAUUUGAGGAGCAGGAUGUGGAUCUCCAGAUAUUCCUAACACUCACAGAGAGUGAUCUUAAGGAAAUAGGCAUCACAUUAUUUGGGCCUAAACGAAAGAUGACUUCAGCCAUUGCACGAUGGCACAGUAGUGCCCGGCCACCCAGCAAUGCGCUGGAGCAAACUUAUGCUGAUCGUCUUGAGGCAGAAAUGCAAGAGAUGGCAAUUCAGCUGCAUAAGAAAUGUGAGGAAGAGGAGACACUCAAAGGGCAGGUGGCACAGGAGCGGGAACUGCGGACAGUCGUUGAACACUGUCUUAUAGAACAUGAGAUGGCUUGGAAAGAGUUCCAGAAAAGGCUUACAGAGACAAAGUCCAUUUCCAAGGACAUGGGAGCUGUAUUAGAACAGAUUAGACUAUGCCAGGCAGAGUUGUCCACACGAUUAAAUGUGGAGACUAUAGGAAUCAAGAAAUAUGAUUCCAAACAAAGAGCAAGAAGUGGAGUACAUGGUCUUGAUGGAAAAUGGUCUGCCAUGAGGAAUAUGAGCCCAGUAGAAUUAAUCACAUCCUUGGAUAAGUGUACUGCAGAAAUGGGCCAAGCCCUGCAAGUCUUACAGCAGAAUUUAGAAAAGCUAAAAGCACCAGAUAAAGGGAAACCGUCUUGGACAGAACCCUAGCACUUGGAGCAUUGACUUCAUCUAAUGCUACAGACGGCGGGUGAAAAUGCCACCCUGAAGCCAAGUGAGAUUUUCUCUGUACAGGAUGCAGAGAGAACCAGGCUAGUUAUGCGCCAUGCAGUGGGAUGUGUUCUGGCCACUCAUCAGGUACCGUGGGUGUGACCACAACUGGAUCAGCUGGGGAUCGCCAGUCCAGGAUCUGGUACAAACUGUGAAGGGACGAUGAACAAACAGCUACGGGACUUCUGACCAAGCUGUGCUACAAAUGAAAGGACUAUUUUCAUUUUUUUUCUCUUUGUUUUUCUUCCAAAGUAUAUUAUUUUAAAAUUUCAGUGAAGCUGCUGCCAUUUGUCUUUUUCAGGAAUAAAUAUGAAAUAUACAGAAGUGAGUUUUCAUAAGUAUGAAAUGGACAGAGAAAAUGUGUUUCUGAAGCCAUGCAUUUUUAGCAUGACUGUUUCUCCAUGUGAUGUUAAAUAAUAAUAAAAAAUAACAGCA